GCCGUAGUCAAGUCCCGAUCGUAUUAUAAUAUGUCGAGUCCCUGGGUAUCGACGGAGAAUUAGGAGAGACUGUGCCCCAUUCUUCUCACCAUAGAACGGAAAAUUCCACUCCCCUUCUUUUACGAGAGACGAAAACUGGUUCUCUACCACAUUAAAGUCCGUGCUCGUCUCGUCCACCUUCUUCUGUGAACUACAGAAGGGUUUAUGCGGGGCCUGCUCUUCCACGAAAUCCACUUGUCUUCGAAGCCUCGCCAUAAUCUCGUUCAGCCCUGGAUCUAUAUCUUCAUUUCUCGAAUACAGGCGAUUCAGCAUGAAGGGUCAAGUGCUCACUCCGGAUGGACUCAAGGUGGUGGAGCUUCCUGGAUCUCCUGGAGAUAGCAGGGAUUGCUCUGGGGAGUUUGAUUCGGAUGACAGCGUCAGUGACGCAACACCAACAUCCUCGACAAGGUUUUACAGAUUUCCCGUCUCCAAGCUCCGACAGCUUCUGGUCAAAUGGAAGCGGAGCCCUCACUACGCCGACUCUAUGGAGCUCCACGACUCCGUCAUCGAGAAGCCGAUCUCAUGGCGUCGCUCUUCUCGUCAUCUCUUCAGAAAUUACAUGGUGCCGGCUGAAGUCCAGAGCAAUUGAGGCAAGCUGUGAGAUCAAUUAGCACCCAGAGAAGAUGAUGGAUAGUUUAAACUUUCUUGGCGCCGCUCAGAAGAUGAAGGCCACAUUCGUAUAGAGGACGUAGAGUACCAUUCAACAGUUGCACUCCCGUCUCCUACUACGAUCAGACCAGGGUUAACGUCCGAUCCUCUCAACUUCCUGCAAUUUAUACAUUGCGGAACGAUUCAGAUUUUCGGCCAAUGUUACUGGA
Marchantia polymorpha subsp. ruderalis is the source of this 857-nucleotide messenger RNA. NCBI's taxonomy places the organism in Eukaryota, Viridiplantae, Streptophyta, Marchantiopsida, Marchantiales, Marchantiaceae. The record is from the annotation of a GenBank genome assembly.